Molecule: messenger RNA, 3735 nt
Organism: Perognathus longimembris pacificus (Pacific pocket mouse)
Lineage: Eukaryota; Metazoa; Chordata; Mammalia; Rodentia; Heteromyidae
Gene: Cfap92
Product: cilia and flagella associated protein 92 (putative)
Exons: 14
Coding region: 1-3285 (1094 amino acids)
Source: RefSeq, a predicted model, not a curated record
AUGUCUCUGCAGGCCUGGGAGUGGGAAGAUGAGGACCCAGGAAACAUGGAACCCAUCUCUUCUCUGGCAAGUUUUUAUCAGUCCUUGAGUGAUCGUGACAUGGAGGAAUACCUCAGGGCCAAGGCCAGGGCCCAGGAGUCAGACUCUGAUGACCACUUCAGCAUGGACUCCUCAGUCAAGACUGCUAGCACCUUUGACUCAGACGUGCCCCAGGUUGUCCCCUGCAAAUUUGUUAUUUCACUUGCUCUCCCAGCAAAUGCAAAUCAAAAAGGAAAAUACACAAAUUUUACUGAUAAAUAUAAGAAACACCUUAAACUGGACAAUCGUACUUCAAAGGCUCGACGUUUCUAUCAUAUUGAGUAUGUCCUCCUGCCCGAUGAUGGAGAACUGAAAAAAAUUGAUCUAGUGGUAUUUCCAGGAGUCGCCAAAGUGUUCCUGGACUCAGUAGUAAAGACAGUGAAGCCAUGGCGAGAAGGUAACAAAAUCUGGGUGUCAUGGAGCCAAAGUUUCAAUGUCAACAUGACAAAGGAAUUAUUAAAGAAAAUAAAUUUUCACAAGAUCACCUUGAGGCUCUGGGACACCAAGGACAAGGUUUCCAAGAAAGUGAGGUACUAUCGUUUGAAGGCUGGUGGUUACUCGGAGGACACAGGAUCUUUUGGUAAGUCUGAAGUAAGAAAGUUGGUUUUGAAUCAGAAAAAGAUGUCUGAAACCGAUACUGAGAGAGUCAGCACUAUCAGAGAGAAGGAACAUCUGCCAGGAUCAAAAGAAAAGGCAGAAAAGCACUCACAGUCUCAGCAAGGUUCUCAUCAAGCAGACACUGAAAUUUCUUCCAAGAACAGUGAAGAAUAUGAAAAGUCACUCAAAACGGAUGAUCUUUCCCCAUUUCGAAGAAGUACUUCCAGAACAACCACUUCAUUGGCAGGAACAGCCACGUUGGAUAUUAAGGAAUUAAUUGAGAGAACAUCAUUAAGUAGCUUAACAAACAUAUCAGAAAAGCAUAAGUCUCAAUUGAAAGGAAAAGAUUCAGAGUGGAAGAGGAAAUACCCACAGAAAGGGAAGAAAUCUCGAGCAGAAGAUGACAUAGAAGCUAAGUUGGCAGAAGCCUGGGAGCAGAGCACCUUCUCUCUGCAGCUGGCAGUGAUGCCGCUCCUUGCUGGAUGGCACACUGUCGUAAGUCGUGGCAGUGAGAAGUCUGCCAACAUUUUAGAUUGCUUUUUGAGUUUAGAAACAGAGGUUCCCAUCAUGACAGAGGAGCAAAAGCAGGACCUAAACCCCCUAACCAUAAAGAUCAAGUGUGCUUCCUGCCUUCCUUCACAGCCUGUGCCCAUGCAGGAUCUAGAGAGGCUGUGUGAACCUGUGUACUGCAGGUAUCAGUUCUACAAGACUCCAGUUCACAAGACAAAGGGGGAGCAACACGGAACCCAUGUCUAUUUCCAGGACAUCAAUGUCAUCUUCCUUGGAGCCAUCCACCCCAGUGACCUGAGGGAGUACCUGCAGGGCCCCCCUAUGGUGGUAGAAGUUCAUGACCGAGACUGGAAGUCAGAAGAGUAUUCUCACAAGCUCACUCCAUUUGGGGAGAAUCCUCUGGAUCCAUACAUCAACCUCCAGACUCUCAUCUCUUCUACAGAGACAGAGAACAAUCCUUUCACAUCCCAGAAUAAGGCAUGGGACCCUUAUGGGGUUGCCCAGGUCAGCUUUGCUGACCUGCUCCUUGGCCACAAGUACCUGAACCUGGUUGUCCCCAUACACAACUGUGAGCCUAAGGGCACAAGCCACAGCCAGGCCAUCAGGAGCAGAAAGUCUGUGGGGUCCCAAGUCCCCACAGAUGUCCUCCAGGUCAGCCCAAUGCCCAUGGGCAACUACCUGGAGGCCAAUUCUCUGCUCAAACUGCGAGUGGACGUUGCAGUGCCCUUGAGUGUUGGAGUCAAAGCCUCUGAGGCAGACCUCACGGCCACCCGGUUUGGUCGCAUUGUUUUUGUGUUUGACUCCGGGAAGCGAAUCCUCCUGCAGAACUUGCUGCAGGAUAUCACUGUCAUCAAUGCCAAGGCCCUGGAGCUGGACCUGUACCCCACCGAGACCAUCCAGCAGAUCCUGUCUGCCUUCAAGAUGCGGGUGAAGGUCCAGGACAAGCAGGAUAUGGAUCUGCUCACUGGCUUCCACCUGAUGGACGGGAAGGUCCACCUUCUCAUCCUGGAAGGCCUGGCAGACCAAGGCUUGAAGCAGCUGUGGGAGAAACACCAGAGUAGAUCAGCCCCUUCUGAGCAUGGAGCAUGCAAGGUGUUGUACAACUCAAAGCUCCUGUUUAGCCACCGUCUCUAUGCAGACCUGGAGACCAUUCUGUACCACGUGCACCUGUUCAAGCCCCUGUCGCUGCUCAUGCGGCACCCAGCACUCUACGUGCGCAACACUGUGCCACGCAGAGCCUUCCUGGCGCUGGCCAGGAUCUAUGACAUCUGCCACAAUAGCACUAAGCUCAGGGAGGUGAUUGUGAGAGACUUGCUGCCUUCCUCUGCCAUGAUCAAAGACCUGAGCCAAGAGUUCGGGAUGCCCAUUUCACAAGAAGAACUCACAGGUGGAACACUGUUGACCACAGUACCUCUGUCCACUUCCAACACUGAAUGCACCCAAAGGCAGACUUCUACUCUCAUUUGCAAGAUCCGUGCCCACAAGGAGAAAUAUCUACAGUGGCGGAAUGCAAUGUUGCUAAAAAACAAAGGCCAGAAGAACAGCCUGAUCCAGAAAAAUAUCACUGAAGUCUCUCAGGUCAAGAAGCCUCCUAAGGUCACAGUAAAGAUGAUUAGAAUUUCACCACUUGCCAACAAGGCCGUGUACAACUAUAGUAUUCAGACCCUGAAUUCAGCAGAACUUGCCAAGAAGGAGAUGUACAAAGAGAUGGCCAAGGAGCCAGGAAGAAGAUUCACAUACUCACAGAAUUACCUAUCAGCCAUUGUGGAGCCUCAGGACUCAGAGGAAGAGAAGAAGAAAGCCCAGAAGAAGUCUCGCCAGGCCUGGCUCACAGCCAAUGGGUUCCAAGUGUUAGGACUUCAGAGCGACACUGAAAGCCAUCAUCAUGAUCUCAGCCUGCCCCCCAUUGGAGGGCUGAAUGAGGAGUGGAAGGCAAGCGAACUGUUUGCUAAUGUGCUGAAGCCUGUGUUGGAUCGAGACAGGUGGAGCUGGGAACAGCGCCACUUGGACUUUGAUCUGUACAAGAAGCCACCAGCCUUCUUGGAGCUGCCCCCUGGUGUAGUUUCAAAGUCCAUGGCAGGUAAGACAGCACCUUUCUGAGCUGAAACUCUUGAUGUGCUGGCAGGCAAAGCUCUGGCUCACUUUGCAUCCCCAUUUCUGCUUGGGGUUUUGGAAUGCAGCCAAAAUCUGUAUUCUAGAGAAUGACCAGGGUUGGUCUGUUAUACACUGUGCUAGAAAAUAGGAGGCCUGAGUUCUAGUCCCAUGUGUGAUUAUGGUUGUGCAAGUUUGAGCACAUAUUUUGCCUGAUUUGGGCAUUUGGUAAAAGGGGGUGAAGGCCUGUGUGAGAGCUUCUGGAGCUUCAAUGCUGUCACCCAGGCCCCUGGACCCAGGCCCAGUCAGUGCAUGAGGACUGGGUCUUAUGGCUAAGCUACUGCCAGUCUUCCAGGGAGACAAGCAGCAGUUUUGCUACCCUAUACUCCUGAGUACUCUUGUCUUCCUCUUCAUCCCUGUUUAUGAAGACUGAACCUCAAGAGCAUUUAAAAGUUGAUA